Messenger RNA from Desarmillaria tabescens, 730 nucleotides. Its product is annotated as NUDIX hydrolase domain-like protein. Bases 6 to 584 code for a protein of 192 amino acids. NCBI's taxonomy places the organism in Eukaryota, Fungi, Basidiomycota, Agaricomycetes, Agaricales, Physalacriaceae. The transcript is spliced from 6 exons. The record is from RefSeq and is a predicted model, not a curated record. Gene Ontology annotation, molecular function: 8-oxo-7,8-dihydroguanosine triphosphate pyrophosphatase activity. Gene Ontology annotation, biological process: DNA protection.
CGAUAAUGUCAUCAACUCUGCCUCCAGGACUUCAUGGCGAAUACGAGGAGCACAUAUCUGGUGGCGACGCGUCGGAAUGGGAGAAAUUUCAUAAAAUACGUUAUUACACCAACGCUUUCAUUGUCCAAGGCGAAAAGCUCCUCUUGGGGCACAAAAAAAGGGGAUUUGCUGAAGGAAUGUACAAUGGUUUUGGCGGGAAGGUAGAAUCAGGGGAGACGAGUGCUGAGGCAGCCUUGCGAGAACUGAAGGAAGAAGCCGGUAUCCAAGCACCUCUGCAGCACUUUGCCGUUCUUUUUUUCACUCUAGAAGGCUUAGAAUCUUCCUUCUACAUUGACAUAUAUCGUGCAGCCGAUUUUUCCGGGGACAUCGUCGAAACCGAUGAGAUGAGGCCGCAGUGGUUCAAAUUUCCUGGAUCCAUUGCAGAUCUGCCCGAUAUCCCCUUGGAACAUAUGUGGGAAACCGACAAGUAUUGGAUGCCGCUCUUGCUGUCGAACAGGCAGUUUGCCGGACGCGCAGACUACAAGAUUAUUGAUGGCGAGACACGCCCUGUGAAAUGGUGGAUAGGAACCACCCAUAGAUCUUAAUUUCUUUAUCAUGUUAGUGCUCGGCGGCAUGAUCAAUGAUCACGGACUUCUUCGUGUGCCGUCCUUUCACACUGUCUGGGAAGCAAUCUAUUUCUUUCCACAUUAUAUUACUGAGCUCCUUGGAGAAUUUUACGCAGCUCCUAUGC